Molecule: messenger RNA, 6085 nt
Organism: Aptenodytes forsteri (emperor penguin)
Lineage: Eukaryota; Metazoa; Chordata; Aves; Sphenisciformes; Spheniscidae
Gene: MAP3K14
Product: mitogen-activated protein kinase kinase kinase 14
Exons: 16
Coding region: 106-2937 (943 amino acids)
Biological process (GO): positive regulation of canonical NF-kappaB signal transduction; protein phosphorylation
Molecular function (GO): protein serine/threonine kinase activity; ATP binding
Source: RefSeq, a predicted model, not a curated record
GCUCGGAAGCUCCUCUCCUCGGCUCCUGAGCUCCCCGGUUCCCUGCCAGCCGCGCCUGUCCCGGAGUGCCCGCCGGAGGGAAGAGUGACUCUCUGAACCUGUGAAAUGGCAGUGAUGGGAAUUACAUGCCAAGGAGCUCCUGAUCCAGCCAUCAAGCACAAGAAGGAGCUCACAGCUACCAAGGGGCUGAACGAGACAGUUAGUGAAAAGCAGAGCAGUGUUUGCAAAGUAGAAGAUUCAAAGAAGGUCAUCUUUCACAGUCAGUGGAAAAUCCUGAAUGAUGUAAUCACCAAAGGAACAGCAAAAGAAGAAACAGAAGGAGGCUGUGCAUCAAUUUCUAUUAUUGCCCAAGCAGAAUGUGAAAACAGUCAGGAGUUCAGCCCCACUUUAUCAGAGAGAUCCUUUAUUGCUCAUAGUAAGCGUUACAGCCGGUCAGACAGCCUCGAUCAAAUCCCUAACAAUGUGGCCCAUGCAACGGAGGGGAAGAUGGCGCCUACCUGUUGGAGAGGGAGGCAUCGUGGUAAGACGAAAAAGAAACGUCACAAGAAAAGAUCCAAGCUGAAAAUACAAACAGUGGCUGCUGGCAGGCGAGGUCCCAGAACUCCAGAACAAGAGAGCUGCACUCCAAUUCCCGUCCAGGAGGAUGAAUUGCACCAAAAUACUCUUUACAGAAACAAUUUUUGGGUUUCAGAACUUAACAAGGACUUGGUCUAUGAUCCACUGCCAUUUGAGAAACCUGAGAAAGUUCUGUCCACGGGCAAACUCCAUUCACCAAGAAGCCAAUACAAAACAGAACUGCACAAGUUGAUAAGCCCUAUUCAGUGCCUUAAUCAUGUUUGGAAACGGCACUAUCAGAGGGACAGUGUUCCACAGCCUGAAACUCUCCAUCCUUUUCCUUACAACAUAAUACCCCCUCAUUUCCCACAUCUGGACAGUCCGCUCCAUGCCAUGAAACGUAAUGCUCUGGAGACAUACUUCCAUGGUGAUCUCAACUAUCAAGACAGUGAGCAUCACUUACCUGGCCUAAACUUAGAAUAUAGUUUCCCCAAAUGUGUCAACCAGUCCAUGAAAACCAGUUUGGACAAGAUUUCUGUGGAAGAAUACUUGGUAGAUGCCUUGAAGGGGAGCGUGAGUCUCGGUGAACCACAAAAUUUAGCCAGCCUAGCCAAGACGUGGAGAGGAGGUGGUCUGGACCCAAAGGAACAAUUUCAUGAAGCGGAUGAAAAUGAAGGCGUGCUACUUAAUGAGAAACUAAAGCCAGUGGAUUAUGAGUACCGAGAAGAGGUUCAUUGGACCAAGUGUCAUGGUUCUUUGGGCAUUGGCUCUUUUGGAGAAGUAUACAAAAUAGAGGACAAACAGACGGGAUUUCAGUGUGCUGCCAAAAAGGUACAAGUUGAACACUUCCGUGCAGAGGAGUUAACGACAUGUGCUGCAAUAACAAGUCCUAAAGUUGUCCCCUUGUACGGAGCUGUGAAGGAAGGACCUUGGGUGACCAUCUUCAUGAAGCUGAUGGAGGGUGGCUCACUAGGUCAGCUAAUUAAACAGAGUGGCUGCCUGCCAGAGGACAGAGCCCUCAGUUAUUUGGGCCAGGCAUUAGAGGGCUUGGAGUAUCUUCACGCUCAAAACAUUCUCCAUGGAGAUGUAAAAGCGGAAAAUGUGCUCUUGUCUGAUGAUGGAAGCAGAGCUCUUCUGUGUGACUUUGGUCACUCUGCUCACCUUCAUCCAGAUGGCCUGGGAAAGUGCUUGGUCACAGGGAACUAUGUGCCUGGCACGGAAACUCAUAUGGCUCCAGAGGUGGUCAUGGGAAAGCGCUGUGACUCCAAAGUGGAUGUCUGGAGCAGUUGCUGUAUGAUGCUGCACAUGCUUAAUGGGUGCCACCCUUGGACCCAGUACUACAAUCACCCGCUCUGUCUAAAGAUAGCUAAAGAGCCACCUCCUCUGAGGGAAAUUCCACCUUCCUGCAACCCUCUCACUGCUGAGAUUAUUAAAAUGGGUCUGGAGAAAGAGCCUGUUCAGAGAGCAUCUGCAUCUGAACUGAAAACUAAGACCAGUGUCGCACUUGAAGAAGUGGGAGGUGUGACAAGCCCCUGGAAAGGUGAAUACAGAGAGCCUAGACAUUUAUCUUUGAACAAAGAAAACAAUCCACAGACAUUCCUGUCCCCCACAGUGAGCCCAGUUUCUGAGGCUGGUUCUGACCCAAAACUGGCAGUCAAAGUUUCUUGUGUGAGCCCAGUCCUACCACCACCAUCUCUGGAGCAAACAGAUGAGGUCGAGGGAACCCCUUGGAACGUGUGCAAGGAAUCAUCUGAGACCUGGGAUCCUCCACCUCUCUCCUCGACUCCUCUCCCCCUGAAGAGCUGCAGCCAUGUGGAGAGAGCAACAACCAUUUCAGAACAAGAGCUUCAGCAGCUGGAAAUAGAACUGUUUUUGAACAGCCUUUCACAGCCUUACUCGCUGGAAGAGCAAGAACAAAUGCUUUCAUGUCUCAGCAUCGACAGCCCGUUCGUGUCAGAUGCUAGUGAGAAGAACUCCAUGAAGGCUUCUCAUAGCUUGAGGGACACCAUGAGCUCUGGGAUUCAUUCCUGGAACAGCCAGACAGAUGGACAGAGCUUCAGUUGGAACAACCUGCUGAACCGCAGUCGGCACACAGACACUCCCAGCUAUUUCAACGGAGUGAAAAUCCAGAUCCAGUUGCUAAGUGGAGAAAAUUUACACAUCAGGGAUUUCCACAGGACAAAGGUGGGAGACAUUGCCACUGGGAUAAGCAGCCAGAUACCAGUCCCUGCUUUCAGUCUGGUUACUAAAGAAGGCCAACCAGUUCACUACGACAUGGAGGUCCCUGACUCUGGUAUUGAGCUGCAGUGCACCCUUGCCCCUGACUGCAGCGUCAGCUGGACAUGGCGAGUCAAACACGGUCAACUGGAGAACAGGCCAUGAAGCCGUUCCUGUUUUGGAGGUUUUUACCUUGUUGCAAGAAGGAAUUGCAAAAGCUUCCAACCACCCCUGCCAUGGAGCACCAAGUGCAGUUGCUGGUGUUUUGUGCUGAAGUAGGAUAGCGGUUCAGCAGCUCGCUGCUCUCGGGCCUCACUUCUGUUGUCUGUUCUGAUCCAGUUCCAAGACAUGUCCUGAGCUUAGAUGUUCCCCAGAACAGUGGGAAUUACUUGUUUUGGGUGUGAGUGUUAGGUUGAGCUUGAGAAUGGUGGGUGGAAAUUCCUGCUUUUCAGAGGAAUGCGAUUGUGCUUUUCAGGAGAAUAGGGGGUUGGAUGAGAACUACUGUUGCUCAGCCUCCGAGGUGAAGCGGGUAGUUGCUGGGCUUGCCCAAAGGAGGAGGUUGGGUAUCUUCAGUGCAGCUGUGGUUGUUUGCGCCGAGGGGAGCUGGCUAACUUCCUUCUAGCUGGAGGAAAAACUUAAUGUUUCUGUAGGCUUUGGGUAGCAUCAUCUCUACCUCUAGCCUUUUGCAUGGGGAAAGUCGACAGCAGUAACUAGCUGGGUUCUUGGUUUCACCUCCCACCCUUCCCCGCAGACGCUUCCUUCUUGAAUCAGAAAAGAACUUUGUUCCCAGAAAGAGCUUUGCUUGCAGCUCUCAUCUUCAGGUCUCCUCCCCGACUUAGGAGCUGGUGCUCUCUCUCUGAUAUUGCUGCCAACGUUGUCUGGCAGGUAGGACAGGAGGAGGGUAUUCCCUGGUGGGCAGGGUGAAGGGGUUGUGUUCCUCCAUCCUGUUUCCACCGCUGACUCUGGACUUCAUGUGAACUGUCCCGUCCAGGCAGCUCCCCCUGGAGGGGGAAGGACCGGCGGCUCAGUCAGCUCAGACAAGGUCUGAAUUUUGCUGCAGUGUUUAUAAAAUCUCACUCCCAGCUAUCAAUCCAGCCGGCCGCUCGGCCCCUCCGCUGGAGAUCAGUGCUCCAGUUCUGCGUGGUGUGUUAGCUCAGACUAUCUUCACCAGCACUUACAGACUGGCACGAGGAUUCGUGCUGCUCCCCUUAUGUCAAAAUGUGUUAAAGGAGUGGGAUGGGCAGCUGGGCCCUAAUGCCUUAAGCUUUGAGCUUUUUUUUACUGAUUUGUGAAUUGUUUGGAGUAUACUGAAACUGCGUGGGUCAAAUUCAGACGGGCAGGUGUUGUCAGCCCUUCUAUAACCCAGAACAAAACCAGAGGGAAGUGUAAGCUAUGAGUGUACUUGUUCAGGACUGCUCGAAGUCCUUGCACAUCUGGAAAUCAGGGUCACUUGACAACGUGCUGUGGCUCUUCCAGUGUGCUGUAACUACAGUGGCCUCUGAGCAGGGGCUAUCUACAUCCAGGCUGAGUAAAGAAACAGCUCCAAAAAAGCAAGGUAGGCCCUGCCAGAUCUGUGCUGGUUCUGAGAGACACAAUGGGGCAGGAAUGUUGGCAGUUUUCUCAAGUGAAGUUCACUUAGAAAAUAGCUGGGAAAAGAUAUGCUCUGGGCCUCCCUUUUUGAGGACCAAUGCUCCUUAAGCAACUGAUACUCUUUCCCUUUGGUCUCCCAGAACAUCGGCUGGUUUUGAUACACUAGGCAGUGACAUCCCUAAUCAGAAAACUAAAGUAGUGAUGCAAUAAAAAAGUGGAAUUCUUGAAGAAAAAUGAAACCUGUCACAGCUAUGGAUAUAGUUUUUAUAGCACUUUUUGUUCUAAAGCACUUAAUACGUUGUCCAAAACAUACCUAAUUAUAUCUGAAAUGCCACAUUAAGAGUCUUUUUAGUAAACAAUUAACACAUUACGCACAUCUCUUCCAGGAAGGAGUGGGGGGAGUGGGUAGGUUGGCUCGAUUUCUUUUUUUUCAGAUGCCAUAAACUACUAAGAAUUGUAGGCUCUGGAGCAGGAGGGAUCAAAAUGCCUCUCCAGGGUUCCCAGGAGCUCCCAAGCACGUGUUCGGUGCAGCAACCAAACUCCCCACUCCUGGCACCCUUCCUAGGCUUCCUCUGAGGGGGGGAGGAGAAAAACCUGUUAGUUGUUUCUAAGAAGAGUCAGUUGGUGAUGUGUCAAUAUGACACAUCACUGUUGGUGAUGUGUCAAUACGAAAGCAUGGUCUGUUCCCUUCCCAAAGGCUGCAUCUCGUGGCUUGCACUGUUGUCUGCAAAAUGCUUCGAUGUAUGGGUGUACAGUUUUGUACAUUGGUGUUAGACUCAAGUUCUGCCGAGCAGCAGGGCAGGAUGCAGCAGCCCUCUGUUUACAGGACUUCUGAGCUUUACACUUCAUCUAUAGCAUUAACAUUAAUCUCAGGCCACCUACACGAAUGGGUGAAAGGCAGUAAACCCUUGCGAACCCAGAAUGUCUUUGUUGGGUAGAUGGAGAUGUCCAUGUUCUCCUGUACUCUCACACCAGCAUUAGCCAGUAUCUCCAUCCUGUUCCUUUUGUCCAAAACCUUCAGUCCUAUUUUGCUGCCACCUCAAGUGAGAAAGUGAGGCUGCAGAUUUCUACCUAACAAAUCUGUUACGUGACAGCCGGCCAGACAAGCGGGCUGAGGUGUCAGCAGUCCCUGCCAGAUGGGAAAGACGCUUCGGCAAAUACCACAAACCACUGGUGCUUUCCUACUGUCCUGAAAUGUGGUUCUGCUCUCAGGAGUAUCUCCAGGGUUUUCAUGUUUUUGCUACCUACCAGCUUGGGAUCUCCUUGACUCUCCUCUGCUGCCAGGACAGUUUCCUCUUAAUUUGGCUGGUCAUUAUUGCUGUAACAGGCAUAAAAAGUCCAGCUUCCAGAUGAAGGCUGGCUGUGCAAUACUGACAGAAGAAAAAGUCAGGAAAGCUUUUUGUUAUCCAUGUUAAAAUUUGGCUGAAACUGUGUGUAAUAACAUAACUAGUCUUUAGGACAGAGCUCCAGUUCAGGGUAGGGAGGACAAAUAGCAGUAGGAGUGAUAAACACAGAUGGCUCUUGUCAUGUAGCUCCUUCCUAAAGUCUGGAAAAAUCACUGUUGGCAAAGCAGUGUGAAGCUGAUAAUCUCUUUGGGAUGGGCAGUACUGGCAUGGGUGAAGACGAUGGAAUGACUAGCUUGUACUGAAUGAAUGACACUUUAUAAAACUGUGAUUUCUUGAAAUUAAUAUUUUGACCUGCAUUUUCACAGGGAAAAAAAUAA